Messenger RNA from Colletotrichum destructivum, 1799 nucleotides. RefSeq names its product Putative trafficking protein particle complex subunit 13. The record is from RefSeq and is a predicted model, not a curated record. The transcript is spliced from 2 exons. Gene Ontology annotation, cellular component: TRAPPIII protein complex. The coding region runs from base 146 to 1174 and encodes 342 amino acids. NCBI's taxonomy places the organism in Eukaryota, Fungi, Ascomycota, Sordariomycetes, Glomerellales, Glomerellaceae.
UCUCCAACUCUCUCUCUCUCCCCCACCAAUUGUCACAUCCAUCCUCCUCCACCGUCCCGGUUCCGACGACCGUUGGAAUCCUACAUACGUCCCCGACAUUUCCCCGCCCUCGAUCGUCCCGAAGACACGAGGAGAACCGCACACAAUGAGCCACCAAAGAUAUCCGUCUCACGAUCCUUUAAAGGAACCACACUCGGUCUCCCUUAAAGUUCUCAGACUGUCCCGUCCCUCGCUCGUCAUCCAACACCCUGUCCGCCCGCCAUUGACCCCCACCAACCUCCCCGCCGACCCGACUCCUGCCUCCCUCGCCUACGACACGACCGCCUCCACGAAUCCCGCUCCCUUCCUCCUCUCGCCAAUACUCAACCUCCCCUUGAGCUUCGGCUCUGCCUACGUCGGCGAGGUCUUCAGCUGCACUCUCUGCGCGAACCACGAUGUCCCCGACCCCGCCACGGCGCCACUAGGUCCGGGAGGGCAACCCCUUGCCGGCGCCGCCCAUCCGAAGCGCAAAAGCAUCCGCGACGUCCGCAUCGAGGCAGAGAUGAAAACGCCCGGCGCGAACUCGAUUCAGAAACUCGAGCUCUCCCCACCGAACCCUUCCGACGAUACCAAGGGUACGGAUCUCGACCCGGGCGACACCCUGCAGCGCAUCGUGAACUUCGACUUGAAAGAAGAGGGAAACCACGUCCUUGCCGUGACGGUGAGCUACUACGAGGCGACCGAGACCUCGGGCAAGACGCGUACGUUCCGCAAACUGUACCAGUUCAUCUGCAAGUCCUCGCUCAUCGUCCGCACAAAGAUCGGCCCGCUCGCCCCGGCCGCGAGGCACGGCGGCCGGCGAUGGGCCCUGGAGGCGCAGCUCGAGAACUGCUCCGAGGACGUCAUUCAGCUGGAGAAGGUCGUGCUGGACCUUGCGGACGGGCUGGGGUAUACGGAUUGCAACUGGGAGGCUGCUGGUGGCGGCGGCAGCGACGGGGACGCGCGGCCGGUCCUGCAUCCGGGGGAGGUCGAGCAGGUGUGCUUCGUAGUAGAGGAGGCCGAAGGAUCUCCCCGAGCCCAGCAGGGCGAGGACGGCCGGAUCAUGUUCGGCAUUCUGGGCAUUGGGUGGAGAGGGGAAAUGGGGAAUAGGGGCUUUCUCUCCACGGGGAAGCUUGGUACGCGACACAUCGCCUGAACGCGACCUUGGGAGGAAGGCGCUUCAACGCCAACCCAGUUGAGGCGUCUUUCCCAGGGGCAGAGGAGCCCAGUGGUCAAACAGGUGGCAGUGACAUACCAGCGUCGAGAGAUCGUCCGACCGUUUGGAAAACACUCAUCGCCCUGCUCGAGCUGGAGAUCUUUCGACCAGCAGCCGAAGUUAGAUGCGCACGGCCAAGAUCUGACCUAACCAUCAGCGCCUCGGUUUGAUAGCGAAGCCUCCGAGAAAGGGGGGCAACCGCGCUCAGGAGAACCUGCUUAUGUGCUGUGCGGUUCGCAAAUAUCUCCAGCUAGGGGCUUAGUGUGUACCCUCCGAAUCCCAAGUCAGAACCGUAGCGCCGACGGCGAGCUCUUCAACUCGCGCUCAGAUGCGCCACUACUUCUUCACUCAAGUUGUCAUGCCAGUGAUCAAUACUAGAUCUCCGAAGUCCCCUCUCUGGCCACAGCUCCCAGCGGUGGCUGGGUUUGACAGCUUCAGAUCUCAGAAGUUCAUCUCAGAUCCAAAACUCUAAAAGAAGUCCUAAUACCGUAAACCGACAGACAUGUGCUCCGUGCCACCGCCGCCGCCGCAAGUUCCCGAGGAUCGUCCCCUAAUAUCUCGGCCC